AGAUUUUUGGUUUAGGGUUCUUGGGGCAAUGGCGGACGAGGAGCCGGCUCGCGCGCCCGAUUCCAAGGACAGGCAGCAGCAAUCCAAGGCGCUAGACAAGAUUACCGAUCAUGUGGAGGAGAGGCAGCUGGAUUCUACUCGUGUUCAACAGGCUAUGGCUUCGAUUGCGGCGACGUCUGAUGCCGAUAGAGACAUCCAGAGAUUAAGGGAGAAAGAACUCGCAGCUGUGAAGAUAGAUCCAGCGCACAUUGACGUUAUCGCGAAUGAGCUCGAGAUUGAUAGGAAGAUCGCCGAGAGAACGCUGCGAGAGCACAAGGGAGACGCAGUAGCAGCACUUCGAUCGUUCCUCACUUGAUAGACUUAAAAUAUAAAAAAAUACUACCCUAAACGAAGACACUGUUGCCCUUUGGCACAUUUUUCUUUUUUAA
Selaginella moellendorffii is the source of this 428-nucleotide messenger RNA. Its product is annotated as huntingtin-interacting protein K. The record is from RefSeq and is a predicted model, not a curated record. Gene Ontology annotation, biological process: protein stabilization; negative regulation of apoptotic process. The coding region runs from base 29 to 355 and encodes 108 amino acids. The transcript has 4 exons. Lineage: Eukaryota; Viridiplantae; Streptophyta; Lycopodiopsida; Selaginellales; Selaginellaceae.